Messenger RNA from Colletes gigas, 1021 nucleotides. It is a transcript of the gene Nse1, whose product is annotated as non-structural maintenance of chromosomes element 1 homolog. Lineage: Eukaryota; Metazoa; Arthropoda; Insecta; Hymenoptera; Colletidae. Gene Ontology annotation, biological process: double-strand break repair via homologous recombination; DNA damage tolerance. Gene Ontology annotation, cellular component: Smc5-Smc6 complex; nucleus. The record is from RefSeq and is a predicted model, not a curated record. Bases 266 to 1015 code for a protein of 249 amino acids. The transcript has 8 exons. Gene Ontology annotation, molecular function: ubiquitin-protein transferase activity.
GACGUGUUUUCAGCGCGUGCGCGUAGAAAAUGGCAUCCGAAGUGCCUUAGGGCCAGUGUUGGGCAGAAUAUAAUUUAAUUACAUUUGCCACAAUAAAAUGAUAUAUAAUCAUAUGAUAUUUGGGACGAAAUCGGGUUAGACGUUCGUAAGAAACAGUUUAUGCUUGUUUUUCUGUCGAAUCGAAAAUUGUCGAGCAAACAAAACCACAUGAUUUGUGAUAGAAUCAACAUGGCGGAAUGAUGUGUCUCGAAAAUUUAAAAAAAAAAUGGUUUAUACCCAACAACACAAAAUACUUCUGCAAACUAUCAUGCACGAAGGUCUUUUGGAUGAAAACACAGCAAAAAAUUUGAUUAUUAAAUUAUUUAACGAUGAUAAAAUAUCGGUAAUUAUGAAUCAGAUAAAUGAACAGUUACAGCCAUUAAACAUGUUAAUAAAAAAAGCUCAGUGUGAAAUUACAGGCCAGCUACAUUGGGUUUUAAUAAAUACUGUACUUGAUGAUGUUAUUAGCUUUCAGGAUGAGUUUUCAAAAGCACAGUUAACCUUGCUUAGAAACAUAUUUUCUGAAAUUAUAACAUCAAGUAAUGGAUGUGUUCAAAGUACAUUGUGUCUGAAUUUAUGUUCUUUGCCAGAUGUUAAAUUAUCAAAAGCAGAAGCAGAGGAAUUUCUAAAUGAUAUAGUUAAUAGGAAAUGGUUGGUUUACGAGAAUGGCCAUUACUAUAUGGGUGUAAGAAGUAUAACAGAAUUAAUGCCAUAUUUUAGAGCUACUUAUGAUAGUAACUUAGGUACCUGUUGCCUCUGUAAGCAAGUUAUUUUUCAUGGUGAAAAAUGUAAUCACUGUGAGAGUUUGUUACAUUUAUAUUGUUUAAAACGAUUUGCUAUGGUACACAACCCUGUGAAGUGUCCCAAUUGCAAUACAGUGUUUUCUGAUUUUAAUGUCUCUGGUAUAACAAUUAAUUCGUUGGAAUUGGCAGAUGAAAAUACGAAAGAAGUAAAGAAAACUAAUAAAAUGUUUUGAAAAGUA